Messenger RNA from Alternaria rosae, 789 nucleotides. RefSeq lists its product as uncharacterized. The record is from RefSeq and is a predicted model, not a curated record. NCBI's taxonomy places the organism in Eukaryota, Fungi, Ascomycota, Dothideomycetes, Pleosporales, Pleosporaceae. Bases 1 to 789 code for a protein of 262 amino acids. The transcript has a single exon.
AUGGUACAGUCGCAAGAAGGGUCCGUGGAGUAUCCGGACAUGGAACCGGAUGACUUCGCUCGAUGUGUCGAGUACUCGUAUCGUUGCGAUUAUACUGCACCAUCUUGGACCUUGGAUGAGAGAAUUGUGAAGAACGACGAUACGAAAGGGGCCGCCGACGAUGUCGAAGUCCCUCCACCACCAGAACCAGAAACAGAAACAGAACCAGAAACAGUAGCAUACGAUGAUGUGAUCCCGGAUUCAUAUUGGGGGUUGAGCAAGGCUCAGAAAGUGAAAAAAAUGAAGGCGUGGCAAGAAGCAGCCGCAAAGGCCAACCAAGCGACUUCUAGUCUGCGCCAGAAUUUCCAAGGGCGCGAAUACCUCACACACAGUGAGCCAAAAACGGCAAUGCUCGACCGCUUCCAGCCGACAGAGAAUUCCGCACCAGAACAAGAUUUUACGCCCGUCUUCCUAGCGCACGCACGUCUCUAUACCUUCGCCUGCAUGCGCCUCAUCGACCCUCUCAAACGCCUGGCUCUACACAAGCUCCACCAAACCCUUCUCAAGUUCAAGCUCUACGAUCGACGAGUAGGCGAUGUGGUUGAGUUGGCUAGAUACGCGUACGACAAUGGGGAGGACAGGAAGCCUGAUGGAACCAUCGAGGAUCUCAGAAAGCUGGUGGUGGAGUACAUAGCCUGUGAAGUGUCGACCAUCGGGAAGCAUGAAGCGUUUGCUCCUCUACUGCAAGAGGGCGGAGAGUUUGUGGUGGAUUUCUGGCGUAUCAUCGCUAAGGAGCAUCUGUCUUUGUAG